ACAUUCAAAUCUUAGUUUCCAUCUCUCUCCCAAAACUCGAUUCAUUAACUCCCUCACCUCCUCCCUCUCCUCGCCAUGCCUUGCCUUUACAUCUCCACCAAUGUCAACUUGGCCGGAGUCGACUCCGCUGCCAUCUUCUCUGCCACUACCACUGCUGUCUCCUCCAUUAUCGGCAAACCCGAAAAUUAUGUGAUGGUGUUGCUGAACGGGUCGGUGCCAAUAUCGUUCGGAGGGAACGGGGAUCCAGCAGUGUUCGCGGAGGUGGUGUCCAUGGGAGGAAUAAACUCAGAAGUGAAGAGGAGGUUGAUCUCAACCCUGGGAAGCAUUUUGAAUGAAAAGCUUUCAGUUCCACCGGCGAGAUUCUUCCUUAAAGUCCACGACACGACGGCUGGUCGCCCCAUUUCCAAAUUAUGACUCUCCCCGGUGGCUGCCUUUUUCACCUCUUCCAACUUUCAUAUAUAUAUUAUAUACGCUUUUCUCUUUAUAAUUAUAAUUUCUUUAUGGUCCUGUUCUGUUUGUCUGACUUUCUCUAUUAUUUCUGUCUGUUGACAGUUUAUUCGAAAAGUCAAUCAGUUGUUUUGUUUCUUUUAAUUACAACACGUGAGGUGAAUGAGACAAACUUUUUAACCUAAAAAAAUGAUAAUAUAUAAACUUUAUUGUCAUUUGAGCUUAA
Messenger RNA from Cucumis melo (muskmelon), 673 nucleotides. RefSeq lists its product as uncharacterized. The coding region runs from base 76 to 414 and encodes 112 amino acids. NCBI's taxonomy places the organism in Eukaryota, Viridiplantae, Streptophyta, Magnoliopsida, Cucurbitales, Cucurbitaceae. The record is from RefSeq and is a predicted model, not a curated record. Gene Ontology annotation, molecular function: phenylpyruvate tautomerase activity. The transcript is spliced from 2 exons.